This is a messenger RNA of Paramormyrops kingsleyae, 3599 nucleotides long. The record is from RefSeq and is a predicted model, not a curated record. Lineage: Eukaryota; Metazoa; Chordata; Actinopteri; Osteoglossiformes; Mormyridae.
GAAAACCACGUGAUUACAAACGAACAUGGCCUCAUCGCCUAGUUCGCUCUGUGCCAGGGUGUAGAGAGAAAAAUAUACAUGUAAUAUUAAUUUCACCCCUCAAUUCUCCACUUGUCAUAAUUACCAAAAUCGAAAAUGCAAAAGAUAAAGUCUUUGAUGACCCGACAGGGUCUGAAGAGUCCCCAGGAGAGCAUGACGGACCUCAGCCCCGUGGAGAGUGCUAGGAUCCCCAGCAAGGAGGAGCUGAGGGAGAUGAGGGAGCAGCCCGCGGACCCCCAAGAGGAGCAGGACAUCAUUAACAGCAUCGAGGAAAUCUACUUCUCUGGUGACUCAUUCGACAUGGUGCAGCACGAACUGGAGAAACUUCCACCUGAGCUCGACCUUCAAGAACUAGAAGAAUACAGAGAUAAACUGAAAAAGCAACAAGCAGCAGUCUCUAAAAAGGUAGCUGACCUCAUCCUGGAAAAGCAGCCCUCCUACGUGAAGGAGCUGGAAAGGGUGACCUCCCUGCAGACCAACCUCCAGUUGGCUGCCGUGAUCUGCACCAAUGCAAGGAGACAGCUGAGUUUUGCCAAGGAAGGUUUCACAGAGGCCAGUCUGGGGCUGCUGGCCAAUCAGAGGAGGCGGCAGCUACUUACAGGACUGUUGAAGUCACUGAGGACCAUAAAGACCCUGCAAAGAACAGACGUGAGGCUGAGUGAGAUGUUGGAGGAGGAAGACUACCCAGGUGCCAUCCAGCUGUGCCUGGAGUGCCAGAAAGCAGCCAGCACCUUUAAACACUACAGCUGCAUCAGUGAACUGAACUCCAAGCUUCAGGACACCCUGGAGCAGAUAGAGGAGCAGCUGGAUGUCGCCCUGUCAAAGACCUGCAAGCACUUUGAUGUCACUCACUACAACAAAGUUCAGCUGGCGUACGCUCUCCUAGGGAAGACGCAACACAUAACCACCGAUAGCUACAUCCCAUGUCUGACGGAUCUCUGCAAGGCAUUGUGGGAGGUUAUGCUGAGCUACCACCGGACUAUGCAGUGGCACGAGGAGCAUGACAAAGAAGAAGUUAAGCCUGCGACAGACGGCAGCAGCACGUCGGGGUCAGAUGAGCCCAUCUUCGACCGCAGCUAUGUGAAGAAGAAGUUGCAGCAUGGGCUGACGCGGAUAUGGCAGGAUGUCCAGCUGAAGGUGAAGGCCUACCUACUGGGAACCGACAUGUCCAGCUUCAAAUACGACGACUUCAUCUUCGUGCUGGAUAUCAUCAGCAGGUUAAUGCAGGUGGGAGAGGAGUUCUGUGGAAGCCGCUCCGAGGUCCUUCAGGAGUCCAUCAAGAAGCAGAGCGUCAACUACUUCAAGAACUACCACAGGACCAGGCUGGAGGAGCUGAGGAUGUUCCUGGAGAACGAGACGUGGGAGCUGUGUCCGGUCAAAUCUAACUUCAGCAUCGCUCAGCUUCAUGAGUUCAAAUUCAUGGGCCAGUCACGCUCGCCGUCAGUGUCACCCAGCAAACAAGCGACAAGCCUGGUCCAGGCUGACACCACCCUCUUUGAGCAGUACCUCCAGGGCGGGAACCCCUUCGAGAUGCAGAUCGACAGCAAGGAGGACGAGACGGACGACGUGCUCGGCUCCAACGGGUAUGAGUCCGACGAGCUGGAGAAGAGCGUCUAUCAGGACUACGACAGCGACAGCGACGUGCCAGAGGAGCUGAAGAGAGACUACGUAGACGAGCAGACGGGCGACAUCCCCGUGAAAAGCGUGUCUCGGGACACUUUGAGAAGCAGGAAGAAGUCCGACUACAGCCUGAAUAAACUGAAUGCGCCCAUCCUGACCAAUACCACCCUGAACGUGAUCAGACUCGUCGGGAAGUACAUGCAGAUGAUGAACAUCCUCCGGCCCAUCGCCUUCGACGUCAUCCACUGCAUGUCCCAGCUCUUUGACUAUUACUUGUAUGCCGUUUACACCUUCUUUGGGCGGAAUGACAUGUACGAGUCAUCGGGACUGGGCCUCAUCAGCAGCCGACUGCGGACGACACUCAACAGGAUCCAGGAGAGUCUCAUUGACAUGGAGGCCGCCGCGGAGACGGGGAGCAGCCACGGGGCCUCUGAGGAGCGCAAGGAGAAGGUGCCCAGUCCACACCUGAGCCAGCUGGUGGUGCUGACGGACGGCGGCACGCUGUACGGCCUCGCAGAGCGCGUGGUGGCCACAGAGUCCCUGGUGUUUCUGGCUGAGCAGUUCGACUUCCUGCAGUCUCACCUCGACACGGUGAUUCCUGCGGCAAAGAAGCCCUUCCUGCAGCAGUUCUACUCGCAGACGGUGUCUACGGCCAGCGAGCUCCGCAAGCCCAUCUACUGGAUUGUAGCCGCCAAGGCGAUCGAAUACGAGCAGAUGUUGUUCCUCAUGGCUGGCGUCAAGUGGGACAUCAAGGAGAUCAUGUCCCAGCACAACGUCUAUGUGGACGUCCUUCUUAAGGAGUUCGAGCAGUUCCAUAAGCGACUGGGGGAUGUCUCCAGGCUGGUGAGGAUCCCCCUGCCCGUGUCCAACGUGCUGUGGGAGCAGUGCAUCCGGCUGGCCAACAGGACCCUGGUGGAGGGCUACGCCAAUGUGAAGAAGUGCAGUAAUGAAGGGCGGGCGUUGAUGCAGCUCGACUUCCAGCAGUUCCUCAUGAAGCUGGAGAAGCUGACCGACAUCCGGCCCAUUCCCGACAAGGAGUUCGUGGAGACUUACAUCAAGGCCUACUAUCUGACGGAGAACGACAUGGAGCAGUUCAUCAAGAACCACAGGGAGUACUCCAUGAAGCAGCUGACCAACUUGGUGAACGUCUGCUUGGGGUCUCACAUCAACAAGAAGGCCAGACAGAAGCUGCUGGCGGCCAUCGACGACAUCGACAGGCCCAAAAGAUAGCCUGGACAUGGGCCCCUGGACCCCGUCCACCGUGCAUGCUGUAUGUUUCGAGACUUUAGGGCCUCUGCUUUCCAUCUACACCUCGUGGGAACCGCCAGCUGUCCAUUAAGACUGUAAUAUAUUCAACACUGUUUUAGCGUUGAGAGACGUUGGGUGGAGAUAGGAUCUUGUGGGUUUUUUUUUUUUAAAGUUUCCCUUCUUCUGCCUUGUCUGCUUGUUUUUAUGCAGGCAAAUCUGCCUCAGCUCCUGUAUAGCUAAUUGGAGUUUGUGUACAAAUUGAGUAUAGACACACUCAUCAACCGCAGCACUGCCCUCUGUCGACUGUAGCUGACAGUGGCUAUAUAUAACUGUGUUUUAUUUGUGGUCAGUUUUCUUGUUAAUUAGGUAAUCAUACUGACAGGCCCUGGAUGCUAACCACGCUUUAAUUUUGAUCAAGAAUAACAUAACAGGUGCAUUUAGUGGUCUAGUUAUUAAUUUCUGCAGCUGUGUCUUUGGCUUUGUGAUAUCAGAGGGGCGUGUGACAUGCUCUGUACCCCAGCUGCUCAUGUCACUCUCCUGCGAUACUGUACCCUCGUCACCUGUAAUAUUGAAAAUGACAUGGGAAUCAUCUGUACAAUGUGAAGAGAAAAACAGUGUCCGUGGGCUGCCUGAGAGACCUGGGCAAACAUAAGAGAAUGAAAUAAAAAACACACUAGCAGGUUUUCUCCGCA